Molecule: messenger RNA, 4098 nt
Organism: Drosophila subobscura
Lineage: Eukaryota; Metazoa; Arthropoda; Insecta; Diptera; Drosophilidae
Product: beta-1,4-mannosyltransferase egh
Exons: 3
Coding region: 1734-3107 (457 amino acids)
Cellular component (GO): cytoplasm
Molecular function (GO): beta-1,4-mannosyltransferase activity
Source: RefSeq, a predicted model, not a curated record
GGUCACACUGACGGUCACCGCUCGGGCUCCAAUUUUUAUUUUUUGCCAAAAUGUGCGCGCCAACAACGAAUUACGCAAAUGCAAGGUCCGAUAAGUGAACUAUAGCCGCCAGACAGACACCUACAUCGCGUAGGAAAUACAACUUACUGUAGGUCGUGCCGCCGCCGCUGUUCCAACACGUACCAACGCCAGAGAGGCGGAAAAAAGUCAGCAAAAAAAGGCGUCUGGGAGGAAGUACUGCUCCUCGUGCUGUUGGAAAAUCGAUCGAUUUCCAUCAUUGAGGCUCCACAGCCAAUUGUUGUUCCCUCCUCUCCCCUCAUAAACAUUAGUUCAAUCUCGUUUUUUUCUUGUGACGAACGGGCAGUACAAAAAUCGCAUGAACAUCAUCCGACACGGGCGGUAACCGGGGUGGUGUGUGUGGUGCGAGAAAAGAAAGACGCGAAAGAAACAACAAAAAAACGCAAAGAAAAAAAAUCAAUUAGCAAGGCACACGAAAAUAAAAAUAUAUACUCCAUAUAAAAAUCGCAAAUUAUUUAUGAAUUGGUUGUUGUUGCUAAAACAAAAGGAGGAAGAAAAGACCAGCAUUGAAAAGAUUUCUAAUUCGAAAAUAAACCAAACAAAUCGGCACCGCUAGCAACAAGAGCAAGAGAGAGAGAGAGAGAGAGCGCGGUGCAGCGGAAGAAGAGCAGAGAGCAGGCAGGCGCCAAAACGGUAACAGCAGCAGCACCACCAGAGAGUGGUAAAAAGAGCGAGCGAGAGAGAGAGAGAGAGAGCAGCCAGAAACGUCUUGAGCGCGUCAUCGAUAUAUCUUCAAUUGUUUACACGAGUCGACGACGACGCCGCCGCCGCCGCUGUUGGUGCGUGUGUAUAAUUUUUGCGGCUAAAAAAGACACACCCUGAGAGGAAACAAGACCAACUGCUCCCGCCCUCUUAUCCCUUGGGUGUGUGUCCCCCAGGGUGCGUGCUACAACAUCGCUACAACAGCAGCAAGAACGAUAACACGAACCGAAUAUUGACCGCUCCUUAAGCUGCAAGCCGCCGCCCGCCCGCCCUUCUUCAAUCCCCUCCCAACCGGCCAGCAGAAGUAUGCAAUGUCGUCUGGCCACGUAUCGGCGCUGAGAACGAGAGGAUCCAUUAGAUCCACUAGUUGAGAGCUGCGAACUGAGCGACAAAGAGCGAGAGAGGAGAGGAGAGGAGAUCACAAGAGAGAGAACUCCUGCAGCUCUAGAGCUUAUCAGCAAGCAACAAGCCAACGGAACGAGAUCCCAGUGCCUGGGUUAACUUCCGCUCGGAGGCAAACAUACAAAUAAAAACAAAAAAGAAAGCGAAAACUACUAAUAUAGUCUCUGAUUCAUCAACCAUCCAGUCAUCAGGCGUCAUCCAGCGAAACGAACGAGCGAACGAACAAAAACAGAGAUAAAGAUAGAGCUAGCGAGAGAGAGAGAGAGAGAGAGACUCUGGAAUCAGCAGCAUACACCCCCGUCCGGCGCAAGCACAAGUCUACUUAAAGGAGAAGGAAGCACAAAUCACUUACUUAAACACAAGAACAAACACACAACUGACAAGCAACAAAGAGCGACGAGGAGGAGCCCCACUGCCCACUGCACAUCCUCCAAGAAGUUCAUCGAAAGGAGCGAGUAGGCCGCCAGCGAGCGUGGCAACCAACGAGAGGAGACCACAACCCAUUUACAAUCUACAACACGUAGAGUCGGGAGCCCUGCGAAGCAUUCAGAAUGAACUCCACAACAAAACAUCUGCUGCACUGCACACUGCUCUUCACUGUGAUAAUAACCUUCGAAGUAUUCUCGGGCGGCAUCAAGAUCGACGAGAACUCGUUCACGCUGGUCGACCCAUGGUCCGCGUAUGGGGAUGUGGCCACCGUCUUGCUGUACUUACUCCGAUUUCUCACCCUCCUCACGCUGCCCCAGGUGCUGUUCAAUUUCUGCGGCCUGGUCUUCUACAAUGCCUUCCCCGAGAAGGUUGUCCUCAAGGGCAGCCCCCUGCUGGCGCCCUUCAUCUGCAUCCGCGUGGUGACGCGCGGCGAUUUUCCCGAUCUGGUCAAAACGAACGUCCUGCGGAACAUGAACACCUGCCUGGACACCGGCCUGGAGAACUUCCUCAUCGAGGUGGUCACCGACAAGGCCGUACACUUGGCCCAGCACCGACGCAUCCGAGAGAUUGUGGUGCCCAAGGAGUAUAAAACGCGCACGGGGGCCCUCUUCAAGUCACGCGCCCUGCAGCACUGCCUGGAGGAUUCGGUGAAUGUGCUGAACGACAACGAUUGGAUCGUCCAUCUCGAUGAGGAGACGCUGCUCACGGAGAACUCGGUGCGCGGCAUUAUCAACUUCGUGCUGGAUGGCAAGCAUCCGUUCGGCCAGGGCCUCAUCACCUAUGCCAAUGAGAAUGUUGUCAAUUGGCUGACAACGCUGGCGGACAGCUUUCGGGUGUCCGACGACAUGGGCAAGCUGCGGCUGCAGUUUAAGCUCUUCCACAAGCCCCUCUUCAGCUGGAAGGGCAGCUAUGUGGUCACCCAGGUGGGUGCCGAGCGGUCGGUCUCCUUUGACAACGGCAUCGAUGGCUCGGUGGCCGAGGAUUGCUUCUUUGCGAUGCGAGCCUUCAGCCAGGGCUACACGUUCAACUUCAUUGAGGGCGAAAUGUACGAGAAGUCGCCGUUCACGCUGCUCGAUUUCCUGCAGCAACGCAAGCGCUGGCUCCAGGGCAUCCUGCUGGUGGUCCACUCCAAAAUGAUACCCUUCCGGCACAAGCUGCUGCUGGGCAUCAGUGUUUACUCGUGGGUCACCAUGCCGCUCUCCACAUCGAACAUCAUCUUCGCCGGCCUCUACCCGAUACCCUGUCCCAAUCUGGUGGACUUUGUGUGCGCCUUCAUUGCGGCCAUCAACAUAUACAUGUACGUGUUUGGUGUGAUCAAGUCCUUCUCGCUGUAUCGCUUCGGACUGUUCCGGUUUCUGGCCUGUGUGCUGGGAGCCGUGUGCACGAUACCCGUGAAUGUGGUCAUCGAGAAUGUGGCCGUCAUCUGGGGGCUGGUGGGCAAGAAGCACAAGUUCUAUGUGGUGCAGAAGGAUGUGCGUGUGCUGGAGACGGUAUAAGUACUGACCGGGCCCAACCAAAUGAAACACAGAAAUCGCACAAUGGAUGGCCAGGAUAAAUAAGCACACACACACACACACACACACACACACUAUCUGAAUUCUGAUUUGUUUGUAAUUUUUAGGCAUAAGACUCCCUCACACACACAGCGCACACGCACGCACACACGCACACACCUUUGCAUAUGCAUAUUUAUAUAGAUAUAUACAUAGAUAUGUGUAUGUGUGUAUAUUGAUUGUUGUUUCGUUAUAAAUCCAAUCACACCAUUCCUCUCCUCACUCAUCCACACACAUCGCCCCACAACGCAUCGCAUCGCAUCGCAUCUCCACCUACCACACAAAGAAAAUCGAGGAGCGGCGCAAGAACCACCAAAAGCAGAACAAACAUGUUGGAUGCAAGGAUAAUGGAUAAAUGCAAGAGCACUGCAAGAUACGCACCCAGAAACGCACUCAAGCUAAACAACAAUGUACUCUCCAUUAAGUGUAAUUUCUGUACGUUCUUUACGUUCUCUUUGGAUCUUGUUUUUUUCCCCUUUUUUUUGAUAGUCUGUAGUGAAGAAAGCGCUAUAUUUAUAUGCAUACUAUAUAGUAAAUAUCAUAUGUACUAUAUUACGUAGCUCUAUUAUUAUUAUUAUUAUUAUUACCGUCAUUAUUAUUAUUUAAAAUGUGUACAUUCAUGUAUUGUAAAUUGAAGAGAACAAGAAUUGAGGCGAAUAUCUGUUAAAUGUCCGACUUCACACCAAAAACAAAAAAAAAAAAAAAACAAAUGGAUAAAAUGAGAAAACUGCAGCAACAGAGCACAAUAUCCGGGAAACAGUGAAUGUUAGACUUAUGUACUUACAUAUAUGUAUAUGUAUAUAGAUAUACAUAGGUACAUGUGUCAUUCAAUCCAAGCGUUCACAAUGUCCCGCGGAACCUUCGGUUAUACAUUUCUCUUUCAUUACGAUCCCCAACCCAUGAUGGGCGGUGUGAAUGAUGCAACGGUGAAAAA